Molecule: messenger RNA, 1621 nt
Organism: Bradysia coprophila
Lineage: Eukaryota; Metazoa; Arthropoda; Insecta; Diptera; Sciaridae
Gene: Eaf
Product: ELL-associated factor
Biological process (GO): transcription elongation by RNA polymerase II
Cellular component (GO): super elongation complex
Molecular function (GO): transcription elongation factor activity
Source: RefSeq, a predicted model, not a curated record
AUUUCGAACUGUCGUGCUAGACUGUACCUGUCAGUUACGUAUACAAAAAAAAUUGACAACGACUUUUCCAUGGAAAAUGGCAGAACAAAUUCCAAGUGACGGAUAUUUUUUGUAAUAUUGUCGUUCAUGAAAGUAAUACCAUCCGUUAAAAUUAAACUGAAAUUGAACACCGCAGAACAUAUUUCAAUAUCGGUCUGUUGUUAAAUUGAAUUCACCGCGAAAAGUCUACAUUCGAAUGGAAUAUUUUCGAUGAGAAUUCUUUGAGAUUGUGUGCAUUACGUUUUGCUGGUUGAAUACUAACGAUUUAAUAUGGAUGACAGACUGAAUCUUGGCAGUGAAGUUAGAGAAUUGAAAUUGGGGUCGUCGUUUAAUGGUAACAAUUCAAGGACGUCGUCCACAUCAUUUCACACGCUGAAAUAUGAUUUUAAACCGACUAGUUUAGACCUCUCGAAGGUGGCCACCUUAGAUGUCAGCUCAAAUAAUCAAGUUACUGUAUCUGUGCCACAUUUAGAUACUUCCGGUGUGCCUAAAACCGUUUUCAAGGGGAACCAACGAAAUUACACAAAAGAAUGUGUGCUCAUCAUCGACAAAGUGACCGGAGAAAUUACAUUAGAAAAAUUGCACACAAACAUUCAAGUGAAGAAGACUCGUAGCGAAAAUGCCAGCAAACCGAUUCCACAGCCAUUGAUGCAACGGGCAUCGUUAGAGAACAGUACACAACGGACGGUAUCGAAGACAAAGGUGUCGACUGGAGUGCGCAAAAAUGCUAUCGGCGGCUUUGUGCAAAGACAUUCACCCAUACAGGGAUCGCCAUCGUACAAUCAUCAUAAAAGUCCACAGCAGGCACCUGCCUGGAAUGCCAACAACACUCAAUCUACCUUGCCAAGUAUUCCAUUAAUUGGAAUGGAUGAUGAUAUUGUUCCAUUGAGCACAGCACCGCAACCAGUAUCCGAACCAUCGUCCUAUCAACAACAAUCCCAACAGCACUACCAACCACCAAAUCAAUACCAACAACCACAUCAUCAUUCAGUUCAAUCGACAGGAAUGCAAAACAGUCAAUCGCUAGGGAACAGUAGCUCUGCUAGUGGUUCAAGUAACCACAAUUACCACCAUAACAAUCAUCAUCAACAUCAGCAGCAGCAGCCGCAACAUCAACAGCAGCAGCCGCAACACCAACAGCAGCAGCAACAGCAACACCAACAGCAGCAACAACACCAUCAGCAGCAACAACAACAACAACACCAUGGUGAGGUAGGUCUGCUGAGCUCAUCUGAUUCGUCAUCGGACUCAGACUCGAGUUCUGAUUCAGAAGACGAAAAGGUGGACAACAAAAUUCAGACUAAUCACAUUAACACCAUGAAUUCAUUGCCGGCACAUCUGUUGGACGAAGAUUUGAGAUUGUCAGAAUCGAAUUCGUCGGAUUCGGAUGAUUAGAUUAAAUUUGGUUCUCCCUUCUACAUAUGGUUUUACACCAUUUCUUUUUUGUUUUUAUUUUUUAUUUUUUUUUAAGUUGAAUGUGUGGCAGGUGGUGUCACCGGUGCCACCGUUUUUUUAUCAACUACUGAAAUGAUGUUAGUAAAUAUAAUUUAAUUUAAUUAAAGCAAAUUUUUAAAAAUUAUUU